This is a messenger RNA of Lampris incognitus (smalleye Pacific opah), 1889 nucleotides long. RefSeq names its product methionyl-tRNA synthetase 2, mitochondrial (gene mars2). Gene Ontology annotation, biological process: methionyl-tRNA aminoacylation. The record is from RefSeq and is a predicted model, not a curated record. The coding region runs from base 1 to 1689 and encodes 562 amino acids. Lineage: Eukaryota; Metazoa; Chordata; Actinopteri; Lampriformes; Lampridae. Gene Ontology annotation, molecular function: ATP binding; methionine-tRNA ligase activity. The transcript has 3 exons.
AUGGGUACAAAUCGGUGCAAAGACGACAGGAAUUACUACAUCACUACGCCCAUCUUCUAUGUCAAUGCUGCUCCUCAUUUAGGACACUUGUAUUCCGCCGUGAUAGCUGACUGCUUAUACACGUACAAGCGCCUUCAGGGCUUCAACGCAAAGUUUUCUACAGGCACGGAUGAACACGGGCUGAAAAUCCAACAGGCUGCUGAUGCUGCUGGCAAAGAUCCCCUGAGCUUCUGCACCAGUGUGUCAGAGAGAUUCGAACUUCUCUUCAGGAGCUGUAACAUCGCAUACACUGAUUACAUAAGAACCACAGAGCAAAGACACCAACAUGCCGUGGAGCAUUUCUGGAUGGUGCUUAAGAACAAAGGACUCAUCUAUAAGGGUAGUUAUGAGGGCUGGUACUCCAUGCAGGAUGAAAGCUUCCUCACAUCCUCACAGGUGGGCAAUGCUUUAGACUCAACUGGGAAGGAGGUCAAGGUCUCCCUGGAGAGCGGCCACAAGGUGGAGUGGGUGAAAGAAGAGAAUUAUAUGUUUCGUCUGGCAGACUUCCGGUCUCAGCUUCUAGACUGGCUGAGGGGAAACCCCCAGGCCCUCCAGCCUGAGCGUUUCUACAAACAAGUUAUACAUUUUCUUCAGGAGGACCUCCCGGACCUCUCAGUAUCCCGCCAGAGAAGCCGUCUUCAGUGGGGCAUCCCAGUCCCUGAUGACCCUGAACAAACCAUCUACGUGUGGUUAGAUGCGCUUGUCAACUACCUUACAGUAGCGGGUUAUCCGGACAAACAUGACCAGUGGUGGAAUGCCGUUCACCAUGUUGUAGGAAAGGACAUCUUAAAAUUUCAUGCUGUUUAUUGGCCAUCUUUUCUUUUAGGGGCAGGGUUGCCACUGCCGCAGACAAUACAUGUGCACUCUCAUUGGACAGUUGGGGGCAAGAAGAUGUCUAAGAGUCUGGGAAAUGUUGUAGAUCCCCUUGAGCAGUCAAAUAGGUUCACAAUUGAUGGCAUUAGGUACUUUCUGUUACGUCAGGGUGUCCCAGACUCUGACUGCGAUUACAACAAUGACAAAGUGGUCAAACUGCUUAAUGCAGAGCUCGCUGACUCUCUGGGUGGGCUUCUGAAUCGCUGUACGGCAUCCUCUCUCAAUCCGGCGCAGGUGUACCCCUACUUCUGCCGUGAAUUGUUCCCCAGUGAGCAGAUUGGUGGGUUUAGGGGCAGGGCUGUGGCUGAAGACUACCACUUGCUCGAAGCUGUGAAAGGUCUUCCAUCUGUGGCGAAGCAGCACUAUGAGAGCAUGAACGUUUACAAAGCUUUGGAAGCCAUCGGUGGCUGCGUGAGGCAGACCAAUGGGUUUGUUCAGCGCCACAAACCUUGGAAGUUGGAUAGAGGGGACAGUGAAGACCAGCGCUGGUUGGACACCAUCAUUCAUGUGUCUUUCGAGUGCUUAAGGAUGUACGGCACAAUCCUCCAGCCUGUAGUGCCAGAGAUAUCGGACAAGCUUCUGUCUAGACUGGGGGUGCUACCAGGUGAAAGGAGCUGGGCUGCUCUCCUCUUCUUGCCAAGUUACCAGGGACAGCACUGUCCCUUUGUAGGGAGACCACUAGGUCCUGAUACUGGAGUGCUUUUUAGUCGUCUGGAGAGUCCAAAUGCAGAUAAAGGAAAGACAAAAAAAACUAAAAAUGUUAUAAAACUGACAUGAUUGUUUUACAUUUUCUUUUGCUCUGAUUGUUUUAACAAAUAAAGCCAUUGAAUUCUGCCAAUAGAAUUUUUUUCCCCAGACUAUAUGAUGACAAAGUGGUAUUUGUUCAUAAUAGAGCUGGCAAAAAUACAAUUUUAUAUCCCCCUAGCCCCCUGUUGUAGGCUCUGAGCCUGCCUCACAAAAGGAAAUAGUUUUUCAAA